Messenger RNA from Bipolaris zeicola 26-R-13, 881 nucleotides. RefSeq lists its product as uncharacterized. NCBI's taxonomy places the organism in Eukaryota, Fungi, Ascomycota, Dothideomycetes, Pleosporales, Pleosporaceae. The record is from RefSeq and is a predicted model, not a curated record. The transcript has a single exon. The annotation marks the transcript as partial.
CUUCCACUCAACCGGCUCGCUAUGAUCCUUGGGGCUGGGGCCCGAAGCAAUCUCGCGGCUCUGUUGAUACGGCUGCAGAGACGAUGGCUUUCCAGAUGCUCUGGAAGUGCGCGGUAAAUUGCAUGCGCGACGGCGCUAAACCAUGCACGGCCUGCAAUGGGCUCUGGGACGAGUCCAAGAAAAUGGUGUCCACCCGUGGAUCCAAGGAGGAACUCGAAUUCUGGGUGUGUGUGCGGGAAUGCUCUCGCGACAGGUUGAUGUCUUGUAUGGAAUGCGAGACAGCCUGGCGCCAGCAACUAGCAACGGCAUCGCCCAAGGACCUGCCAGUGGAACAAGCGGCGGCAUACGCUGAGAUCUGGAACUGCGUGGUCCACUGCGACAAAGACAGGACGCAGAAAAUGUGCGCGCCGUGCGACGAACUUUGGAGAAAAUGGGAUGCAGGACUACCGCCCUUUGGACCCGAACGGGCUGGUCUUAUUACCGCCGGAGUUGAUGACGGAUCUCCAUCAGAUCCCAAUACCGAGGAAUUCGCGAUCAGGUCUCGUCUUGAUUCAUGCAUGAAAGGAUGCACUACAGCCAAUGAAAUAAAACCCACCAGCUACUGCAACUACUGCGAAGUGCUCGUAAGAUCCGUCCCACUACUGGUGCCGCAUCCCUGGAUUCGUCGAAGCAUUUCCCCCGAGUCCAGCAAGACCAUCGCAAAGCGCCUGCUAUUCGUCUGGGACCCGGCCACCGGUGUCUUCAAGUGCACAGAACAGUGUGCAAAGGGCAAGGAUUACUACAUCUCGUGUCUCCCCUGCCUGUACGAUAAGGGCAUCCCUGUUGGCGACAACCUACCCGAGACUGGCCAAGCAGAGGUCGGACGUCUAAGCCUGCCAUGA